Molecule: messenger RNA, 3773 nt
Organism: Topomyia yanbarensis
Lineage: Eukaryota; Metazoa; Arthropoda; Insecta; Diptera; Culicidae
Gene: sigmar
Product: tumor necrosis factor alpha-induced protein 8-like protein
Exons: 5
Coding region: 1116-1763 (215 amino acids)
Biological process (GO): regulation of apoptotic process
Cellular component (GO): cytoplasm
Source: RefSeq, a predicted model, not a curated record
AUACGAUACCGCGGUAUGGACGUGUAGAUUGCUUUCUUUCCGUCGCAAAAAUCGAGACUGUGGGAAUACCCACUGUGUAUACUCAGGAGUGACCACUACAUGAUAUGCCCAUUUUUGUUUUGGCUACUUCGAUCCAACGUGGAAAACAACACCAGUUGCUGCAACCUAGCAUCGGUGUUGGCGGUUUUUCUUUCGCAUCGUAGAUCUGUUGCGCUUGCGACGGUUUGUAAUUUAAUUGAAUUUAGGCGAAUGAAUGAAGAGUUUGAUACACGCAGUGUGCGACUAGAGAUGAUGACUGCCUGGAAAUAGCACAAAUCUUUUCAGUGUUAUGAGUUUGACUGUGAGUCGCGUAGACACUUCGCCGUCAGUACACGCGAAAACUGCCUAGUAUCUACGGUGUUUAUCAAAGUUUCCUUCUUUUGUUUGUGUUUAGUGCAUUCACUUUUGACUUCUCGCACAAUGAGGAAAAUGAUUUAUUUGUUAUUGUCGUAACAGUGGCAACGAGAAGUGCAUUAAAAGCCAAACAGUGGUAUUCGAGUGCAGGUUGUCUUACUAACAGCCAAUGAGAUAUUAGCGAUGAUGAGUGUGAAAUCACUUCACUCCCAGUUGUUGUGAUUAAACGAAGUAAUGCUGACCGCUGCUUGAGGAGUGACUAAUGCAUAGUGUGUAGAACGAAUUCAGAUAACAGCCAACAAAAGAGUGUCCAUAGAUGAUUCGUCACUGCUAUUACUGAUAAAACAGCAAUGAAGUGAUAAACUUUGAAACCUUUCUUUACAGCUAUUUGCUAUGUGAAAAGGAAUGUAGGUUAUAGCGCUUGAAACCUAAUUUUCGAUUCGGUAUUGUCAAAGUGAAGCAAAACUCUAGCGGGUAGAGGAUAGAUUAUUGCCUUUUCAUCGAUCCCCGAUGGGAGGUUUAACCACUGGGAAAAUGCCCCGAGGUGUCAACAAAGAAGAGUGAAGGACAUCGACUCCAGAGCGUAGCACGCGACCAGGCCGCCAAAGGGACACAACCACUGGUAUUUUAUUGUUAUGGCCUAAGAGAGAAGCAGAUAUUCAACAUUUCCAUAAAGUGGCCUACACAACAAAGUAUAACAAUAAUCGUCAACCGUCGAAGCUAUGAGUGCUGCCAGUAUACUAGAAUUACAGACGUGGAUUGUAUACCAGAGAAUUGCUGCCGAAUGUGCAAAUUGUUUGUUUAUGACCGAUAAUGCCUUUAAAGCGAAAGACAUUGGUCUGCGAGCGCAGAAGAAGAUCCUGUCUCGCAUGGCCACCAAAAAUGUGGCCAAAGUGUUCAUCGAUGGCACAACAGCAUCCCUGCUGGACAACGUUUACCGGUUAGCGAAGACACAUACCGGUAGCAAGAAGGACGCCGAGCGACUAGUCAAAAAUGUCAUCAAAAUCGUGAUCAAAAUUGCCGUCCUGCACCGCAACAACCAAUUCAACGCCGACGAGCUCAAGCUGGCGGACAAGUUCCGCGCCAAGUUCCAAACGCUCCAGAUGGCCAUCAUUUCGUUCUACGAGGUGGAGUACAGUUUCGAUUUGAACUAUCUGCUCAAGUCGCUGCAGGGAGUGCAAACACUGCUGAAGAGCUGCGUCGAGCGCCACCUGACGGACAAAUCCAUCGGUCGUAUCGACGAAGUGUUUGCUUUCUUCAGUGAUCCGAGCUUGCUGGAAAUGGCGUUCCGACAGGAGUCGCCCUACCGGGAACUGAUGGAUAAAAUUAUUGCCGAUCUGAACAAGGCAAUGGAAAAUGGAGAUAUUUAAUAGCACUGAGUUUUUUUGGCAUAUCAUUCCGAGCUUCUUAGAGGAUUUAAGGUAGACGUAGUGUUUUCUAAAGUAAUUAUUGUGAUUGUGAACUUAGGUUAUUGUAUCUUGUUGGCUGAUAAUUUAUAUAUUUUUUUACUGUUCAACUAGUUAUUUAGCUUUGCAAAGCUUUGGUCCCCUUUGAGGAUAAACAAGCCAUCCUGGAACAAAGAGUGAACUCUUCAACUUACUGUACUAAAUUAAGCGAAUCGUUAUAUAUAGUGCAUAUGUAAACGCUGCUAACAGAUAUCUAUCUAGUGACGAAUAGUUUAAAGUCAGCAAAAUGCUAAGACUUAAUAGUAUUAGCUGUAUUACUUUACCAGUAAGCAUACAAAGCUAGAUACCACUCAAAGAAAGUAUUAGUCAUUACUGUAUUAUUGAAAAAACAAAACAUUAUUCUUAACCAAUUGUGACUUUGUAUGAAUUGCCACAUUGUAUGCCCUAUCUCAUGUGGUCUGGCUUAGUUCUAACAUCAAGAAUUGAUGUAUAUCAUGAACGGGACAAACAAUUGUAUUAGCAUUAGUGAGCAUAUUUAUAUACUGAAAGUUGCACCACAAAAAGUGAGGAUGAAUGAAUCUUAUGAAAAAUGUGGCUCUGUGUCGGUCGACGGCUGGCAUAAGUCUGCCUAUAAUUUGAUGUGAUUUUAUCGGUAAAAUCUGCGAUUUUACGGAAUAGGUACCGUCUUAUCGGAAUAGUUCAAUAAUUCUUGAUUAAAAAAUUUCAAAUAAUAGUCCCGCCCCGUCAAAAUCUCCUGGGGCAUGUAACUGUUUUGCGAAUAGUGACAGCGCAGGAUAGCCAUCAAUCAGAUUGAUUUCAAAUGUAUCCUAUUGUUUCAAUAAACUAUGUGCUCCAUAUUGAGAUACUCGAAAUAUUGAAGCAGUCAGAGUUAUCUGUAAUCAGAAGAGUUAAACAGAAUGCUACGUAAUUGACGGAAAGUGUAAUCCGAUUUAAAAAAUAUGCCAAGCAUUGGAUUGCUUUCUGUAGUGACAAAUUUUUAAAUUGGGCCCGUCACGGCAUCUUAGACGGAGCAUUCUGUUUGACCCUUUACUUUGAGAGAGUGCCUAAGAAUUUAUGAAAAGAGGUUCAAUAUUUGCAGAUAGAAUAAUCGGUAAUAAUAAUACUGGAUGGACCAGAAAAACUAUCGCUAUGGAGAAGUUCAUCUAACAACACAUUAUAGCAUGUCCAGUUCAGUUAAUGAGUAAUUAAAUUAGACACUACUAAAUAAGAAACAAUCGAACUAUCUAAGUCAUGUGGGAUAUUACCCUCUUACGCACCGAAAAAGUAACUCAUAUCAAGAUGUCUAAUAAAUUGUAUUUUUAAAAACCAGAAUAAACAUCACUGCUAUUCUGCACACGUACUUAAACAUUUAAAACGAUGCUCAGUCGUCUCUGCAAGAGGUCCAAAAGCUAGCCAGAACAAAACGUCAGGAUAGUCCGUGUAAAGAGAAUGGAAACACCGGAACCCGAAUAUAAAACCGACAUCGGGCUGGACUCAGCAUAUACAGGACAUGUUUGACCACUAUUUUUAUACAGCAAUAGCUUUUGUUCAAGAUAAAAAACUACCAAGAUGAGAAAUGAAGCACACUCACACACAAAACAGGACCAGUCUUUCCGCUAUACUUGACAAAAAAGUAUUUACACAUUAAUAUAUAGACUAUGGUAUCAAACAUAGAUAAUAUUCAUAGCAAAGGUUCAACUAGUAGAGUUGAAAAAAUUGAGAUGAUUCUGUAUGUAUACUCAUGAAUAGGAACGUAUAGCAAGAAUCCGGGAAAAGAGUUAAAUUAUAACAAGCUUAAAUAUUGGUGCCCGUUUUGAAAACCAGAAAUGAGCCUUGUUUUGUAUUUAAGGUAUUAUAAAAAAAGAUUGUAUGAAUAAAUCGGAUGUCCAGAAACGAUUACGAUUAGUUGAUAUUUGAACAUGGAUGGAUAUUUUGGUUGAAAUGAAAUAAAGUCGAUAUGAGUUGAAAAGGACA